This is a messenger RNA of Chionomys nivalis (European snow vole), 5722 nucleotides long. RefSeq names its product KLF transcription factor 15 (gene Klf15). Gene Ontology annotation, biological process: regulation of transcription by RNA polymerase II. The record is from RefSeq and is a predicted model, not a curated record. Lineage: Eukaryota; Metazoa; Chordata; Mammalia; Rodentia; Cricetidae. The coding region runs from base 1939 to 3345 and encodes 468 amino acids. Gene Ontology annotation, molecular function: RNA polymerase II cis-regulatory region sequence-specific DNA binding; DNA-binding transcription factor activity, RNA polymerase II-specific. The transcript has 3 exons.
CCCUACAGGUGUGAGAAUGUAACUUUGGGGAUCUUAGGACUGCUCGAGAAGGAGACUCUUAUUUUGAAGAGCGGCCCCCAUUCGCCACCCCCGUGAUUUGCACGCUGACCCAAUGGCUAGCCCUUGGCCGGCUCUAGGCUUGUUAUCAAUUACAUGUUGUUCCUACAGCCGCUGUGUCCCCGGGAGGAUAAACAGCAGGCCUGGCCGGCUAGGAGAGGGGGCGGAGUCCAGCGGCCGGCCAGGGACCGUGCCCAGAACCGGGUGCCCCCUCCCCCUGCAUGCAGCCUGCGCCUCUGGCUGCGCCACGUGCUGCUGUUUUUCAGGGACCGGUUUGAGCACUGGCACUCAGACUUUCAGCUCUGGGUCUUCAACGCCUCAGUAUCCCGGGGCCUCUCCGCUCCUGGAUUCAGUCAAGGGCUGUUUCUUGACUCUAGAUCUUGGCCUGUACGGAAGAGUCAUAACUGCUUGUAUUCUGGUGGGGAAGCAGAGCAUAGACAGGUCUCACAGUGGUGCCUGCUGUGAAAGCUAUAAUCCCGGGUGAUUUGUCUAAGGGAAAGUGUCUUCUGAGUUGAAAUAUCUAAAUAAUGAGCUCCCACCUGGAACUCUUGGAGAGACUUCCACAGAGGAGUUGUUGGUGCCAUGGCCCAGGCUCUUUUAGUGCAGAUGAGCCAGGCCUGAAGCAGCUGGAGGGGCAGCGUGGAUGGGCAGGGUGCUGGUGCCCUGGGCCCUGGAGGAAUCGGAAACAUUUUUAUGGCGGGAGGGAGAUUCUUCUGUGCAGUUCCACUUUUGUAUCUGCAUUCGCUACCUUGUUCCUGCCCCGCUUCCAAGUCUCAGUAGGAUCUCACACAGCUGCCCUUGAAUUCAUGAUCCCGGGGCUGUCUCCUGACUGCUGAGAUUCUGAGAAUGAGCCGCUCUGCCCACCAGCACCACUGUUUGUACUUACAGCAGACUGGUUUCUAUCCUUUUAACAAUGGAGUCUGGAGACCACCAUCACAUUUGAAAACAGUGUGAUCGCCUGGUGUUGUGGGGUGUCCAGCUGUGAUCAUGUCAUCUCAGAUCUUAGGUGGCUCUGUUCCAAGUCCUGGGAUACCAUGCGCCCUGCGUUUGCCUGACUGUCCAAAUCUUAAUAAGUGUUCCGGUAUACAUGAGUUCUUUGGGUGUGCAUGCGGCCUCAGAGCUGGGUCACACUGGCAGCACCCAGAUGUGUGCACAGAGAAGUUGUGCCGUUUGCCUGAGGUCACGCAGCUGGUAGCUGCAUGUGAGGCGAGGCGCGUCCCGCGCCUUUGCCUUUCGCAUUGUCUGGCACUUGAUUCCUGCUCAACACCUGCCUUAGUGAAGAGCAUGUAUUUUAAAGCACUCUCCUGCUUUUAGAUCCUCAGCUGAGUGUUUAAACCUAGAUGGCCUCCUGGCAGGAUUACCCUCAGGCUCAGAUCUUGCCUCUAUUCCCUGGAGCAAGAGAGAAACUUAGAGAGCACUGAGGCAUAGAACAGUUGGGGAAAUUGAGACCCAGGGGAGCAAAAUGACUCUGGCCUCUUGGCUGCUGGGCAGUGCCAGGUGCCAGGCUGUGGAGCGGACCUGUGGAGAUGAUGGCCAGGAUGUGGGUGCAGAGACUAUGGACUCUACAUUUCUGCGCAUUCCCCCUCUCCAGUCUUGAUAAUCACACAGCCAGCCGUGGUCACUGGGUGGGGACAAAGGUCCAGAGAGGUGGCCCCAACCCAGCCAGAUACUGUUGACUCUCCUUGGCCGCCAGACCUAGCAUGGGAUUUGGCUUUGGAGGACACGGCUUUCCCUCUCCUUUCUGUCCACAUUCUCUGAGCCCUUCUUGGGUACAUGGUGUGGUGCUGAGUGCUGGGGAUACGGCAGAGUGUGCUGCCAAGAGGGGACACGGGCAUCUGCUGAGCUUCCCCAAGUCGCCACCACAGGCUCGGCCAAGCCAGCAUGGUGGACCACUUGCUUCCAGUGGACGAGACCUUCUCGUCACCAAAAUGCUCAGUGGGGUACCUGGGUGAUAGGCUGGCCAGCCGGCGACCAUACCACAUGUUGCCCUCUCCCAUCUCUGAGGAUGACAGCGAUGUCUCCAGCCCCUGCUCUUGUGCCAGCCCUGACUCGCAAGCCUUCUGUUCCUGCUACAGCUCAGGUCCAGGCCCUGAAGCCCAGGACAGCAUCUUGGAUUUCCUACUGUCUCAGGCCACACUGGGCAGUGGUGGUGGCAGUGGAGGUGUCGGAGAUAGCAGUGGCCCUGUGACCUGGGGAUCAUGGAGGAGAGCCUCUGUGCCUGUGAAAGGGGAACAUUUCUGCUUCCCCGAAUUCCUGUCAGGAGACCCUGAUGAUGUCUCCAGACCCUUCCAGCCUACCCUGGAGGAGAUUGAAGAAUUCUUGGAAGAGAACAUGGAGGCUGAGGUCAAGGAGGCCCCAGAGAGCAGUAGCAGGGACCUGGAGGCCUGCGGCCAGCUCUCCACUGGGUCACACCGGAACCACCUCCAUCCAGAGUCUGGUGGGAGAGAGCGCUGUACCCCGCCACCAGGUGGCACUGGUGGGGGUGGUGCCCAAAGUGCUGGUGAGGGGCCGGCACGUGAUGGCCCCAUGCCCGUGCUGCUGCAGAUCCAGCCUGUUGCUGUGAAGCAGGAGGCAGGUUCAGGGCCAGCCUCCCCAGGGCAAGCCCCAGAGAGUGUCAAGGUCGCCCAGCUCCUGGUUAACAUCCAGGGGCAGACCUUUGCACUCCUGCCUCAAGUGGUACCAUCCUCCAACUUGAACCUGCCCUCCAAGUUUGUGCGCAUCGCGCCUGUGCCCAUCGCUGCCAAACCUAUUGGUUCAGGAUCCCUAGGUCCUGGCCCUGCUGGCCUCCUUGUGGGUCAGAAGUUCCCCAAGAACCCAGCAGCAGAACUUCUCAAAAUGCACAAAUGCACUUUCCCCGGCUGCAGCAAGAUGUACACCAAGAGUAGCCACCUCAAGGCCCACCUGCGCCGGCACACAGGCGAGAAGCCCUUCGCCUGCACCUGGCCGGGCUGCGGCUGGAGACACAGGCCUCCUUUGUUCCCUGCAGUGGAACAUCCUGUUCCAGAGUGGCCAAGCCGCUCCUUCCAGAAAGAAUCUCGCUGGGCCAUAGCUGAAGUGAGUAUUAAUAGCUGUCAGCCACUGUGUGUCAUGUACUACCGGCAUCCAUGGUGGACACAGGAGGCCCCGAGGGGGACAGUAGAGUCCAAAGCCACUGAGUGUUGGUGGAAGUGGGUACCGGAUUUGGGCUUAGUGGUCUGGUUUCAGGCCAGCUCUCUUGGCCUUCAUCACCGCUGCCCAUGUGUAGGGGCAUGUCCUCUGGCCUUGUGGCUGGCAGAUGCCCACAUAUGAUCUGCAGGUUGCACACUGCACAUGCAGCCUUAGGGGCUGCAGUUUCUGAGAUCUGGCUGUUGACAGUGACUUUCUGGCAGAUGGCAACUUGUGUCUCACACAGUUCUUAUGCUGGCAUUCCUGAUGGCCCCUGUGCGUCUUCUGCCCUAUCACCCAACGGCGAGAGUUAUGAACCUGCCCCACAGACACCAGGCACCAGGCCCUUGCCAUGUACCAGGAACGUCUUGCGUUCAGUAGGAGCUCACAAUUCUUAAACAGUUGCCACAUCUGAAGCCCCAUUGUCUGUAAUUGUCCCCUGAGAUAAGCCUGUCAUUGUUACUGUCCCAAGGUAGGGAUACCAGGGUUUAGCAGGACUUGGCAACCUGCCCAGACCAAUCCCAAGGCUGUGUCCUGCCCAGCUAAGAUCUUGUAUCUCUUGCUCAUUGCUGCCUCAGGCUUCUCCUUUGGCUGUUAUCAGAGGAUGUGACCCAGUCAGGCAGGGGUCAUCUUCAACUCAGUUACCAGGACAUUCCUGUCAGGUACCAAAAGGCUGUGACAGCAGAGGGAGGCUCUGGAAUGGGGACACCUUGUUCUGUGGCAUGGCUGCCCCUCAGCUGCUGUCCCUCUCAGGAAGGCAUGCAGGAAGUGAGGGAGGAAACUGAGGUCCCGGAUGCUCAGGACCAGUGAAAUGGGGACUGUCAAACCUGUUCUUCCUUGAGAGGCUCCGUGCCCAACGCCUGGUGAGAGCACGUGGCUAUGACACAGGGUCCAGGCCAGGAAGAGAAAGCUGAGAGGCAGGAGCAGACAGGCCAGGGGAGAGGCUUCAUUCCAGCCUCAGGUGUUCUGUCUCAGUUCACAUCACUGUGAAUUCUAUCUAGUUAAGUAGUCCUCUAAGAGACAUCCCCGUGCCCGGUCCCUGGGACAUGGCUGCAAGGCAGCAGCUUCCACACUGGCUCUGCCUGCCUUUGCAGGCCCUGCACUGCUCAAAGCACAGGAUUUUGAGGCCCUUGGUGUCAUGAGCCCUGCCGGUUGUCGAUGUCACUAUUAUUCUUGUUCCCCAGGCUAAGGUCAGGGUGGUCUACUGCAGAAUCUGAGCUAAGGUGACCGUAGCUCUAGCAACUGAGUGUGACGUCUCUGCUGUCCACCUCAUCUGCCACACCGAGUGGCACCUAUCUAGAAAUGGGGUGCUGGGCCUGGGACUCCUGUGUGUUCCUGGGGGUAUAUGCAGUGAUCAGUGUGUGACAAUCUUUUCUCAUCCCGGGGUGCCUGCUGAGCACCCCCCAUUUAAAUGCACCUCCUGGACACAGAGAACAGGGAGUGCGCUCUUCUUCCUGGAACUUACGCUGUCUAGGCACAGCUGAGCCUAAUCAAGAUGUUGGAACUAGUCUGAAAAUGCCACGGAGCUGGAGGUGGUGCUCGGUGGUGGAGUGCUUGUGUGUCCGAGCUUUGCUUCCCCAGCACACACACAAGAGAUAAUAAGAUGGUGCGCAGUGCUGUGGUACAGCUCAGCACAUGGUGCAGGACCCUCAGGAAGUGACACUGGGGAUAGACUGAGGAAUGAGCGGAUAAGGACAGAGAGGAGAGGGGAGAGUGCGUAAGUGUCUUGUCGCAAGGAUAGAGGAAAAGUGAAUAGGUGGGGUAGUGAGGCCCUGGGGUCCUGUUGCUAGAGCAAAAGCCAAAUGGAGAGUCUUAGGUCUCUGAAGUUAUUCCAAACAGCCUGGGCAUUGUGGCCUAGCUCUGGUUCCUGCCUGUUCCAUGGAUCUCUGUUCCCAGGCCUGCAGUGACUGAGAGAGAGGCAUGUUCCAGAAAUCCAUUUAAAUGCUUAGACGUACCGUGAAGGCAUGUUUGGAGGCAUCUCAGAGGAUCCCAUGUCCAGGUCUACAGAAUGCCAGGUCCUUCUGCCCUGUGCAGUAGAAGAAGAAUGGCCAGGCGCUCCCGUGGUCUGAGGAGUCUGGUUCCUUUGUUGGGCCUGUCAGCUCUGGCGGGUCUUCCCAGGCCCUUCAGGCGUUAUCUAUGUGGGACCAAAUACUGCUGACCUGCUGUUGACAAUAUAGGAGCGAUCCAGUUCCACUGAGUUACUGUGGGAGGGAGGGAGUCCCAGGUGGCUAGCAGCCUUAGGUCCCUUUCCCAUGCAGAACAGUAGCCAGCUACCGUGGGAAGCAGGCCCUGGCCAGGAUAGAAAACCCAUGCCUCGUUGUCUUUACCCUUGCUUCUGGGAGGUCUCAGGGGCACUGGGGCUUGCCAGGAUCUCAUUGGGUGGCUACAAAGGCGGUCUAAUCAUUUAAGAUCCAGCCUGCUAGCCAACUGUACCCCCACCUGGUGCUGGGGAGGCUGUGGCACUGGCUUUGUGGUCACUUGCAGUGGUGGUGCCCACGCUGGCCUGGCUGACCGCCAUGUU